AUGUCGAAACCAACGGCGGACUGGGUGCGGGUCGGCGACUGCUUCUACCGCCGCAUCCCCCUCUAUGCCGAUGUCUUUGACGUCGACGUCGAGCUGGAACACUAUACCCUCACCGGCGCUCCCUACAGUGGUGCGGUAGCCCUUCGUCGAGAUGAGAGCAGAAUCUCCUCCUUCCGCGGUCACAAUCCCACCAAAUCCACCAUUGACAUCUACACCUUCUCCGGGAAGUUGAUGCAUCGGAUCCCCUGGGACAAGGGUUCUAUCAAGUCGGUGGGAUGGUCAGAGGAUGAGAGAUUGUUGGUCGUCACCGACGAUGGAAUGGUGCGCAUGUAUUCCGACUUGCAAGCCGACUUCACCCACUUCUCCCUCGGACACGGCGCGGAGGAGCAUGGAGUGCAGGAUUGUCGCUUUUGGCCCGGUGGAUUCGUCGCACUGCUCGGGGACAACCGUCUUGUUGCUGUCAACCGCUAUGAUGACCCCCGUCCACAGCUGCUGGCAUCCGCCCCUCCCGGUAUCGUCACCUCCUGGACUGUGGUCCCUCCCGAGCACACAUCAUCCCGCUCCGUCGAAGUCCUGCUCGCUAUUGGCCAGACGGUCUACGUGAUUGACGCGCUCGAGUGUGAAGAUCGUGGCCUCCAAGCCGGUCCAUUCAAGCACGUCAGCGUCUCCCCAAACGGCAAGUUCAUCGCCUUGUAUACUGAAGAUGGCAAGGUGUGGGUCAUUAGUAGCGACUUUCAAAACAGAUUGAGCGAGUAUGAAUCCAAAGCCAGGACACCUCCAAAGGACUUGCAGUGGUGUGGGAACAAUGCUGUGGUGUUGGCGUGGGAGGACGAGAUACAUCUCCUCGGUCCAAAUGGCGCCUCCGAGACCUUUCAAGACUACGACUCUUUCGUCUUCCUCCUACCUGACAUUGAUGGCGUCCGCAUUUUGACCAACGACAAGUGUGAGUUUCUCCAAAAAGUACCAGCACCAACCGAAGACGCCUUUCGACUGGGAUCUGAUGCGCCCGCGGCCAUCCUCCUCGACGCGCUGGAUCACCUGGAGAAAAAGUCUCCCAAAGCAGACGACAACAUCCAGAUGAUCAGGUCAAAUCUUGACGAGGCGGUCGAUGCCUGUGUACGUGCGGCCKGGCAGGAAUACAGCAUUCACUGGCAGAAACAGCUCCUGAAAUCGGCGUCGUUUGGAAAGUCGGUGCUCGACCUCUACAACAGCGAUGAUUUCGUCGACAUGACCGAGACGCUGAGAGUGUUGAAUGCCGUGCGAUUCUACGACAUUGGCCUCCCACUAUCCUACGAGCAAUAUAUCCGAUUGACCCCCGAACGACUCAUUCAACGUCUGGUCAAUCGACAGCACUAUCUCCUCGCCCUCAAGAUUUCGGAAUAUCUCCACCUCCCCGUGGAUCGAAUCUACGUCCACUGGGCCCGCCAGAAGGUGCGCAGCUCCAACUCCGACCAGGGUAGUAUCUGUGAGGAGAUUGUUCGCAAACUCAAGGGCAAGCGAGGCAUCUCUUUUGAAGAGGUAGCCCAAGCGGCAUAUGAUGACGGCAGGGGAGAACUCGCCACGGAACUGUUGGAACAUGAGCCAAGAGCUGGCAAACAAGUUCCUUUACUGUUGAGUAUCGGGGAGGAAUCCAUCGCAUUGGACAAGGCGAUUGAGAGUGGCGACACCGACCUCGUGUUUUACGUGCUAUUGAACUUGAAGAAAAAGAUUCCCCYGUCCAGCUUCUUCCGAACCAUCAACAGCCGGCCCGUUGCCACCGCGAUUGUGGAAUCCUCGGCCGUCGAUCAAGAUCAAGAAUUGCUCAAAGAUCUCUAUUAUCAAGAUGAUCGAAGGCUGGAUGGUGCCAAUCUGCUCAUGUCCGAAGCACUUGUUGCCAGCGACAUUGGUCCCGCGACGGACAAGUUGAAAAUGGCCGCCAAGUUGCUGCGAGACAGUAAAGAGUACACCUUGCAAGUCACGGCCAUGGAAGACGCGCAGAAAUUGCUACACUUCCAACAAGCGUUUGAAAAGGAUGUGGGCGAGCGCUUCAUUGGGCUGUCGGUGAAUGAGACGUUGAGCAAGCUGAUUCAAAUGGGCAAUUUCAAGCGUUCCUUGAAGGUGCAGAGUGAGUUUAAAGUUACCGACAAGACGUAUUGGUGGAUUCGGUUGCGAUCGUUGGUUAGGAGGAGAGAUUGGAGGGAGUUGGAGGAGAUUUCUAAGACGAGAAAGAGUCCUAUUGGAUGGGAGCCCUUCUUUAAUGAGAUUCUCGGCGCGGGAAACCCCAAAGUCGCGGCUGUUUUCAUCCCCAAAUGCACCACGCAGACUCCGGCUGAGAGGAUUGAGAUGUGGGUGAAAUGUGGAAUGGUGGCCAAGGCUGGGGAGGAGGCGUUGAAGAAUAAGGAUCGCGGGAUGUUGGAGGAAUUGAGGGGGAAGGCUAGUGGGGGUGCUGUGGUGGAGAUUGAGAGGAUGUUGAGGGUUUUGGAGAGAGGGCGAUGA
Ramularia collo-cygni is the source of this 2475-nucleotide messenger RNA. Its product is annotated as probable vacuolar protein sorting vps16. The transcript is spliced from 3 exons. Gene Ontology annotation, cellular component: HOPS complex; lysosomal membrane; cytoplasm. The record is from RefSeq and is a predicted model, not a curated record. Gene Ontology annotation, molecular function: actin binding. NCBI's taxonomy places the organism in Eukaryota, Fungi, Ascomycota, Dothideomycetes, Mycosphaerellales, Mycosphaerellaceae. Gene Ontology annotation, biological process: intracellular protein transport; endosomal transport; vacuole fusion, non-autophagic. The coding region runs from base 1 to 2475 and encodes 824 amino acids.